CUUCCCUGAGCCCCAGGUAUAAAUUCGGCUGCAUUGGACCUGGGACUUGUAUCUCUGAUUUCCAACAUGGGCCCCGGCAUUGUCUCCUUAUUUGUGGCACUCAGCCUGUGCCCCCUGCUGCUCGCCGCAGACCCCGACAGGCCAGGAGAUGGGCCACCUGGACUACAUAGGCCACCUUGGGGUGACGGGUGGGGCAAUAGACCAAAACCUGGAGAAUGCCCUGAAGAUGUGGAUUACCCUAAAUGCAGUGGGGGGAAUAACAACCCCAACAACCAAAAAGAAUGCGACAGGGACAGAGAAUGUGACGGGAAAAAGAAAUGUUGCUUCUCCAGCUGCAGGAACAGGUGCCUGGAACCCCUGCAAGAUAAGGGGGAUUUCUGCCCAUACUUUGAUGACAGUUUCUGCAAGAAUGUUCGACCACUACCUGCAGAAUGCAACAGAGACCGUCAGUGCAAAGGGACAGACAGAUGUUGCUCUUAUAACUGUCGUCAACAGUGCACCCCAACAGUGAAAGUAAAACCCGGAAACUGCCCCCCACCCCAAGGGUUCUGUCCCCACCAUGGCGGGGGUGGAGGGCGUGGAUCGUGUACCAGUGACCGUGACUGCCCCGGGGAUAAGAAAUGCUGCGCCCCCAGGUGCCGGCGGGAGUGUGUAAGCCCUUAUGUAGUUAAUCCAGGAAAAUGCCCAGAGGUGAUACGCAGACCUGACAGUCAUUGCAGGGGCCCCCCUCCAGUUCAAUGCGAGUCCGAUGGCGAUUGCCUCAAGAGGCAGAAAUGCUGUAACUUGGAUUGCUGGAAUCAAUGUGUGAAUGUGUGAGAUUAUAAAUGAACCAGCCGGGUGCAUGGAGCAAAUAUAGGGAAAAAGAUCCUGAUAUAAGUUGGGGUGAAGAUCUGAACCCCACCCUGUGUUGGAGAGAAUAAGGGUACACUGUAGCAGCAGUUUCUGAACAUUCCUCUCCCAGCAGAGAAGGCUUCGCAUGGAAUUAUGAGGGGUACUGACUGAACAGAUUUGGGCUAAUGGUGAAAAGUUUUGCUUGGGGCUCGCUGCUUUUGGGGGGCUCUGUACCUGUCCCUCUACCUCUAAAUGUAUCUGUGCUCAAUAAAGGUGAUCACAUGA
This is a messenger RNA of Xenopus laevis (African clawed frog), 1116 nucleotides long. RefSeq names its product whey acidic protein. The transcript has 6 exons. The record is from RefSeq and is a predicted model, not a curated record. Lineage: Eukaryota; Metazoa; Chordata; Amphibia; Anura; Pipidae. Bases 67 to 816 code for a protein of 249 amino acids.